AUGCUCAAGACCGGAUUAAUAUGGUGCCUUUUGGUGGGUCUCUAUUUUGGGCCCUCCAGCGCCCAUCCAGUCAACGACGUCACCUCGAGUGUCAUGAUCCCUGAGGCCGAUGAUGUGUCUUACCGUUUGCCCAACGACACCAAGCCUAUUCGGUAUGAUAUCAGUUUCACAACCAACAUUCAUGCUGCCGACUUCAUCUACACGGGAUCCGAAACGAUUCUCAUCGACGUGCUCGAGUCAACCAGCGUUAUUACCAUGCAUCAUCGUGACAUUACCAUCAGGAGCGUUGUUGUACGCGCUCAAGGAAGCAUCGUGGAUCUGUUCCUGAGCCACAGCUACGACGCAGACACAGAAUUUUUCCAAAUUACAACGAGCUCUAGUCUCAAUGUGGGAACUUACGAAGUUAUUAUUGACUUCGAUGGUCUUCACUCACGCCAAGUGACAUACGGAUGGUAUGCUGCUGCUUAUACAAAUGACCAGGGACAAACUAUGUGGCUCGCAACUACGGACUUUGAGGCUCCAGACGCUCGUCAAGCUUUCCCAUGCUACGAUAGUCCCGAAUUUAAGGCUGUCUUCAAGUUCACCAUUACUUAUCACCAAUCUUAUGAAGCCAUCUCGAACAUGCCUGAGACAUCAACGACAAUUACAAAUCAAAUGAAAACCACCACUUUCCCAGACACGCCAAUUAUGUCCACAUAUUUGUUGGCUUUCGUGGUGUCUGACUUCGGUAAGCAAUGCGGACAGGAUCGAGAAUCUCGCAGCCACUGUGCCUACGCCCGGCCGAACGCCUUGCACCUCUUGCCGUGGUCCCUGCAGACAGCCAUCAAGGGAGUGGAGGCUUUGGAUGAGGUGUACGGAGUGAAAUACCCUCUGCCCAAGCUCGACCAGAUCGCCAUUCCGGAUGUCUACUUCGGAUCAGGCGCCAUGGAGAACUGGGGAUUAGUGACAUACCGCGAAAGUCGCCUCCUCAUCGAUGAAUCUAACUACAACUAUCGCGAGAAGGACUCCAUCGGCACAGUGAUUCUGCACGAAUUCGCCCAUCAGUGGUUCGGCGAUCUCGUCAGUCCAAUGUGGUGGACUUACUUGUGGCUCAAUGAAGGUUUCGCCACACUCUACGAGUACUACGGCACGAACAUGGUUUAUCCAGAUAUGAGACUAAUGGACUUGAUGGUGUAUGAAACAGUUCAAGGAAUUAUGCUGAGGGAUGGCGUUGUUGGAACUCGUCCCAUGACGCACUAUGUUGAAACACGCGCCAACAUUCGCGGUCUUUUCGACUAUGUGAGCUAUCAGAAGGCAGGAACCGUGCUGAGGAUGAUGAUGUACGCACUCACAGAGCCAACAUGGCACAAGGGAUUGAAAUACUACCUAGAAAAGAUGCAAUACAGCAAUGCUGUUGCUGAGGAUCUCUUUGAAGGCAUUCAACGGUCUGUCUCUGAGGACAGUGCUCUUCCAACAGGACUCAAUGUGCUCACAAUCAUGAACUCAUGGACCCUCGUUGGAGGCUUCCCGGUUAUCACUGUGACGACUCCUUCUGCAAAUGGCUUCACCCUCACGCAAAAGGCCUGCAUUAAUAAUAAUUUUGAUCAGCCACCAUCCAACUGGUACAUCCCCAUCACAUACAGCACUAGAAGUAACCCCAAUUUCGAGCGCACAACGGCCCAGGAAUGGUUCCGUGGUGACGCCAGCAGUCUCCAAGUUACUGUGAGCGGCUUUAACAGCGAGGAAGAUUGGUUGAUCCUCAAUAACCAGCAAACGAGCUACUAUCGCGUCAACUACCCCAUGUCCAAUUGGCUUAAGAUCGCCGAUGAGCUCAACAAUGGCACGUACACAGACAUUCAUCUCCUCAAUCGCGCCCAGUUGCUCGACGAUUCUCUGGAUUUGGCCUCAUUUGGUGUGCUAGACCUCGAUGUACCCCUCAGAAUCAGCUACUACCUUCGCAACGAGACCGAUUACAUUCCCUUCGCCAGUUGGAGUGCCGGUUUCACCUCCUUCUACGACAAGCUCGUGCUCUCCGAUCACUCCGAUAGAAUUACGAACUACGUUCAGCAAAUUGUGGAGCUUUUCUAUGAGACUUACGGUGCGACGGCUGGUACAAAUGAUGUUUACUUCACGAUCCUUGCCAGAACUCUCGCUAUUCAGUGGGCCUGCCGCGUUAGCAAUAGUGAUUGCCUCGAGCACACAGCCAAGGAGAUGAGCGAACACAUCAAUAAUGGCAAAGUUCUGGCUCUUGACUACAGCACAGUGAUGCCAUGCGCUGGUUUGAGGAAUGCCACGGACACUGACUUCCUGGCGUACUUCGAUCGCCUGAAGACUACCUCAUCCGGUCGCAGUACCAUCAUUAAUAACCUCCUGUGCACUUUCAAGCAUAGUCAAAUUGAAUUGCUUCUGCAAAUGGCUCUCAGUUCGCCCGCUCUGACGCAAAUCACCAACACUGAGGCAUCAAAUAUCAUCAUUGGAGUCGCCACGAAGAAUCUUCAUUACUACGAAGUCGUGCUGGACUUCAUUCGCGACAAUGCGUUCUAUUUGAGAUAUCGUUUCACUUACUUGCAACUGCAGAACAUCUUCCGUGCGCUCAGCCAACAGACGUACAGUGAGAGCAAUGCGGAGUCUCUGAAGGAGCUCUUCAAGAGCUUCGAGACGGAACUUGGCGAGUCGUUCGAGACAGAGUUCGGCAACCUCAUAAACGCGAACAUUCAGUGGAUGAAGGAUGUGGCCAAUCCAGCGAUCGACCAGAUGCGCUACUACGUUGCCAGUGGAUCGUACAUCUUCAUCUCCAUGACUGCCAUCUUCGUUUCCGUGAUUUCCUUCGUACUUCUGCAGUAA
Molecule: messenger RNA, 2823 nt
Organism: Phlebotomus argentipes
Lineage: Eukaryota; Metazoa; Arthropoda; Insecta; Diptera; Psychodidae
Product: aminopeptidase N-like
Exons: 5
Coding region: 1-2823 (940 amino acids)
Biological process (GO): proteolysis; peptide catabolic process
Cellular component (GO): cytoplasm
Molecular function (GO): zinc ion binding; peptide binding; metalloaminopeptidase activity
Source: RefSeq, a predicted model, not a curated record